Messenger RNA from Budorcas taxicolor (takin), 2402 nucleotides. It is a transcript of the gene ICA1, whose product is annotated as islet cell autoantigen 1. Lineage: Eukaryota; Metazoa; Chordata; Mammalia; Artiodactyla; Bovidae. Gene Ontology annotation, biological process: regulation of transport. Gene Ontology annotation, cellular component: Golgi apparatus. The transcript is spliced from 15 exons. The record is from RefSeq and is a predicted model, not a curated record. The coding region runs from base 203 to 1735 and encodes 510 amino acids. Gene Ontology annotation, molecular function: protein domain specific binding.
GUUCCUGUGCUCCCUCCGCCCCCUUCCCUCGCCUUCUGCUGACGCUGACGUCGGGCGAGGGAGCUGGAGGAGCGCUCCGUUCGCGGCCGGGAGGCUCCGGGGGCCGGGGCUCCGAGGUUAUAAUGUAACUUAUGCUCUCCUGCUUUUUCCCUGCCCCUUCUCCCCAAAUCAUCAACAGUAGAAAAAAGAAGGAGGAGGAACCAUGUCAGGACACAAAUGCAGUUAUCCCUGGGACUUACACAGUCGAUAUCCCCAAGACAAGUCAGUUGUGAAUAAGAUGCAGCAGAAGUAUUGGGAAACGAAGCAAGCCUUUAUUAAAGCCACGGGGAAGAAAGAAGAUGAGCAUGUCGUUGCCUCCGACGCAGACCUGGACGCCAAGCUAGAGCUGUUUCACUCAAUUCAGAGAACCUGUCUGGACUUGUCUAAAGCAAUUGUACUCUAUCAAAAGAGAAUAUGUUUCUUGUCUCAAGAAGAAAACGAACUGGGAAAAUUUCUCCGGUCCCAAGGCUUCCAAGAUAAAACCAGAGCGGGAAAAAUGAUGCAAGCGACAGGAAAGGCCCUCUGCUUUUCUUCCCAGCAAAGGUUGGCUUUGAGAAACCCUCUGUGCCGCUUUCACCAAGAAGUGGAGACGUUCCGGCAUAGGGCCAUCUCCGACACUUGGCUGACGGUGAAUCGCAUGGAGCAGUGCCGGACUGAAUACAGAGGGGCGUUACUGUGGAUGAAGGACGUGUCCCAGGAGCUUGAUCCAGACCUCUGCAAGCAAAUGGAGAAGUUCAGGAAGGUGCAAACACAAGUUCGCCUUGCCAAAAAAAGCUUUGACAAAUUGAAGAUGGAUGUGUGUCAAAAAGUGGAUCUUCUUGGAGCGAGCAGAUGCAAUCUCUUGUCUCAUAUGCUAGCAACAUACCAGACCACUCUGCUUCAUUUUUGGGAGAAAACUUCUCACACUAUGGCAGCCAUCCAUGAGAGCUUCAGAGGUUAUCAGCCAUAUGAAUUUACCACGUUAAAGAGCUUACAAGACCCUAUGAGGAAACUGGUGGAGAAAGAAGAAAAGAAGAGGAUCGCCCAGCGGGAAAGUGCAGAGGCCGUGGCGGAAGAGCCAAGUCAGUUAAUUUCACUAGAGGAUGAAAACCAGCACAAGGAAUCCUCUAGUUUUAAGACCGAAGAUAGAAAAAGUGUUUUAUCUGCCUUAGACAAAAGCUCUACACAUAAUGCAUGCUCAGAUGAACUUUUAGACAUGAAACCCGAGGAAGGUGCUUGCCUGGGCCCAGUGGCAGGGACCCCCGAACCUGAAGGUGCUGACAAAGAGGACCUGCUGCUGUUGAGUGAGAUCUUCAACGCUUCCUCCCUGGAAGAGGGCGAGUUCAGCAAAGAGUGGGCUGCUGUGUUUGGAGACGGUCGGCUGAAGGAGCCAGUGCCCGCUGCGGCCCCAGGAGAGCUGGACCCCAGGCCCCAGGCAGGCUCAGGAUUCCUUCCUUCACAGCUUCUAGAUCAAAACAUAAAAGACUUACAGGCCUCGCUGGAAGGCUGGUCAGAGAGCAGUGUCAAUCCUUCUUCUCCUCCAUGGCCAGCACCAAAGGCAAGCAGUCCAAAUGUCAACUACCCUGCAGUGAAAGAGCCUGCCAAGGCCUCCUCAGACCUGACUGCCUGGUUCAGCCUUUUUGCUGAUCUCGACCCACUAUCAAAUCCUGAUGCUGUUGGGAAAACCGAUAAAGAACAUGAAUUGCUCAAUGCAUGAGUCUGCUGCCUCCGUCUGGGAGGGAGCCCACAAGUGGCUCCAGAUCAACAUGCCGGGGGGCUCACGGAUGUAGGAAGUGAUCAGUAUGCUGUUUUAAUAUUUACGUGCCAUUUUAAUAAAAUGAAAGGGUCAAAGGCCCUGUUUAUAUUGGUAGAAUUAUUUACUCUCAUUUGGUGUAAAGGUUUCCGUGUGUCCUCUACGCGGACCUGACAGUGAUGGUCUAGGAGCGGUGUCCAGGCCCAUCAGCUGACAACUCCCUCUGCUGACUGCUGCUGUGUCACCGGGUUGCUACAAGGUCCAAGUUCACAUCAUUGUUAGGUUGAAAGAAGGUGUCCUCCAGCCUCAGAGGCAGCGGAAGUCUUAGGAGGCUUAAAUGCCUCCUUUUGUACCCCUGGCCCAUGUCCCUCUUAGAGGGGGGCUGCAGGGAGACUGCCUCUUCCUGCCCAGCCACCUUCCAGCAAGCUACAGGUGAAGCUCCGGCCAACCAAAGACUCCCCUGACCUUGCCUCCUGGGCCGCGGGUUCUCUCAUGGGCAGAGGGACUGAGCUGGUCAGCACUGCACAAACUUGUCUGUGGAAGCCAGCCAUGUCUGCAGAUCUCAGCUCUCCAGCCCUCUCCUUGGCUGGAAUUCAAAAGCAUGUAUUUCUGGAGCCCCGUGUGACAUUAA